This is a messenger RNA of Aureobasidium pullulans EXF-150, 1206 nucleotides long. RefSeq lists its product as uncharacterized. Lineage: Eukaryota; Fungi; Ascomycota; Dothideomycetes; Dothideales; Saccotheciaceae. Bases 1 to 1206 code for a protein of 401 amino acids. The transcript has a single exon. The record is from RefSeq and is a predicted model, not a curated record.
AUGCCCGAUUUCUCGGUGUUACCAGCACCGUUGACCUUGCACAUCCUUCUGGAGCUGCCAGAUUUGAAGGCUCUGUAUGCUGCGAUUCUAGCUUCGCCGCACAUCUACGCCGUCUUCCGUCUAAACAGCAGACGCAUCUUCAAAAGAGUUGUCGCACGCACUCUGCCAGCGCGACUUGUCUCCCCGGUUCUAAUAUACAUGUUAUUGCGAGAGCGUCUAGUCAUGGAAACCGAGACUAUGACCAUGGAACAGAUGCAAGCGACGAUCGAUGAUGUGGUCAGCACCGCAGCAACCAAUCCAUGGCCUCAAAUAUCCCAUGGGACGAUCUUCCAUACAGUCGCUGAAGCAGUCCGCAUUCAUGAUAUCGCUUUCUUCAUCCUUCGCUCUAAGCUUGACUACUUUGGCACGCUCGUAUUCGAAAAGCUGGCGAAUCCAAAUUUCAGAUAUAGAGGACCCUACACUCCCCGUUACAAUCCAGAGGUUGUCCUCCUGAACAUACGACACCCUUUGAGUGACCCUAGCUGGGCUGAAGAGACUCGCGCUAUCCGUGUCCUGUGGCUUUUAGCUGCUGGAUGGCGAGCUUCUCAAGUUAUGAUGACUCCGCCCAAUGGCACCGUGGAAAAUUUAACACAACCUCAGCGAGCACUAGUCAGCCUUGAGGACCGAUCGAUGAUGGCGCUCUCUGUCGAAUUAGCAAGAAGCUUUCUUCUAGGUCCUGUGCUGCUCCCGCCUACCAAGUGCAACAGGACAGUUAGCCGCAAUUUCGACGUCCUACAGAACUAUCCUGUCCGAUGUGCUACGCCCAUCCUCCUGGAUACCUCGGUUGACGGAUUACCGACCGUAGCACAGUUUGCGUCAAUUCCAGCACUUCCUGUUGACACGUCAUAUGACCAGAGCAAUAGCUGGGGAGACACAAUAUUCGACCUCCUGGGAAUAAAUCGCGAGUUGUUAUACACCAGAAUCCAUAGGCGCCGUCUCGACGGCCCUCUGCAAGACUCGAGAAGCGAGUCUUUUGACUGUCUCGGAUUUGGGCUUUGGGAUACUCGGCGUACGUGUUUUGAGCUAAGGAUUCGCUCCCACACACCGCCACAAUCUGCGGGCAGCUCCUUGAACAAGACCCGUCUGAGUAGGAGUGAACAAGUGUUCCGGCUGUAUAAGCUUUAUGAGCAACAGGAGCAGCGGGAGCAGCAGGGCUGGCAUCGAUAG